UUGCGAUCGUAGUGGUCUUGUGUAAAUAUUUCUUACCGAAAAAAAUGUUGUCGUGCCAUUGUCUCAACGUGAUCAUCGAAACUGAAGGCGACUUGCAGAAAGUCACCCCCGAAACGUUGGAGUUGUCUCCGGAGGAGGUGCAAGACAGCUUCUUCAAACAGGACAUUCAGCAAGUCGGCAAAUUAAUUAAUAUUAAUAAAUCCCACUCAGGGUUGAUUGAAACUAGAAAUGUAGGCGCUUGGGCUAUUCAUUGUUGUAUUAAUUGUGAUGUUCAUUCGCAUGCAGUACAUCGAGAAAAGGGUGCUUCCUGUGUUCUCGUCAACUCGAAGCUUUUCACCGAGCAGACUGUGAACAAGUUACAGAACAGCGAAGCCUUCUCCAAGCUGUUCAAGAUCCUCGUCAAUUCUGACGAAAUUGUUGACGACGAUUUCACGGGAAAUUCAUAUUUGCCAAACGACGUUGAAAAUGUCAUUCGGGGGCUGAAACAAAUCGCUGCUGAAGCCCUGAAGAAUGAGGCAAUCGCUGUUGAAGACAGGAUAAGACAAUUUAGUGACGAACAGUACAGGAAACUUAACGAACUGAGAGAGAGGGCCUUUAGAGAACAACAAAUUUUAACAAAAAUUAUUUUAAAUAAAUCGUCACAACAAACGAAACCUGCAAGUACAAACACGGGCAUGUCCAAUCCGCAGGGGAUGCCAUCGAGACUGAACGAACCUCUAGCGGCCGGAAGCGUCAAACCCACAUCGAACACCACCCCGAGCGCCCCGCGGCACACGCCCAAGCGCCAGAAGAGCUGCCCCCUGAACCAGGUGAACUCGUUCGACACCGAAGGCCUGUUCGAGUUCGACGGCACCGACGACAACCACUCGGGCACCGCGUCCGAAGUCGACGAAAGCGACCUGGACGAGGCGAUGAUCCGUGAAGACGGCGUUAAAAUCCCGAAACGUGGCACAAACACCGGCAUUGCCAAGUCCCUCCCGAUGACGAUUCCGGCCUUUCUGGCACAGACCCGAAACCGGAGUUUCGAAGACGUGGACGAAGCGCCACCUGUCGAAGCCAAUACGGACAUAGCGGCCAGUAUUAAGGCGCUGGCGAAAAGUGUGCACGGUGAUCCGGUUUUCGGGGAUUUACCCAAACCGAGAUACACCUACAUUUAAUAUUUAACUUCCGGUUAUCUCUUCCUGUAGCGUCGCUUAUUGGGAGGUCAUGUGACACGCUAGUCGUCGCAAUUGUUUUGUGUUGUGAAUGAGGAUUGUGAUCGAAAUUAUUUUUCUACAGAGUUCCUCGAACUGUUUUCAAGGCCAGUGGAAGGCAGCUGAGACGAGGCUGUUGCUUAUUGGGGUAAUAAGGGGGCUUGUGUGAGGUUGGCAACAAGCAAUGAUGGCCCGUUUUAAGUUACGUUGGCAAUUUUUUUGUUACUGUGUUACGUUAAAAUGACAUCAAAGUGUCAAUGAUCUGAUAUUUUUAGUCGUUACAUUUUUUACUUUUUAAAGUUUGCCAUUUCUUUUUUAAGUUUGUUGAGAUGCAUUAUGGAAACAAACGAUUGAAAACCUAUGUACAACUUAUAGUUUGUAAAUUAUUUUUAAUAGUUAAGAAU
This is a messenger RNA of Tribolium castaneum (red flour beetle), 1597 nucleotides long. RefSeq names its product Proline-rich Akt substrate 40 kDa (gene PRAS40). Lineage: Eukaryota; Metazoa; Arthropoda; Insecta; Coleoptera; Tenebrionidae. Bases 45 to 1157 code for a protein of 370 amino acids. Gene Ontology annotation, biological process: negative regulation of protein kinase activity; neurotrophin TRK receptor signaling pathway; negative regulation of TOR signaling. Gene Ontology annotation, cellular component: cytoplasm. The record is from RefSeq and is marked validated. The transcript is spliced from 6 exons.